Rotaria sordida is the source of this 321-nucleotide messenger RNA. The record is from the annotation of a GenBank genome assembly. Lineage: Eukaryota; Metazoa; Rotifera; Eurotatoria; Philodinida; Philodinidae.
AUGGAGAUUACUAAAGAUAAUAUAGAAAAAAAAUUACGAGAUGAAUUCGAACCAGUUUAUUUGAACGUUGACGAUGUUUCAAGUGGUUGUGGUUUAAAAUUUGAUACAACAAUUGUAUCAAAAAAAUUCGAAGGUAAACAAUUACUUGCAAGACAACGAUUGGUAAAUGAUUUAUUAAAAGAUGAAAUGACAAAAAUUCAUGCAUUUACUCAAAAGACUUAUACACCUGAUGAAUGGGAAAAAAAACAACAAAAAACAAUAACAAAUCCCGAAUGUGAAACAAAAACAAUGAAUGCUUGUACUGGCGAUUGCAAAAAAUAA